Messenger RNA from Rubroshorea leprosula, 1163 nucleotides. NCBI's taxonomy places the organism in Eukaryota, Viridiplantae, Streptophyta, Magnoliopsida, Malvales, Dipterocarpaceae. The record is from the annotation of a GenBank genome assembly.
GUUUCUCCCCUGAAGCUCGAAAAUUCCCAGCCACCGCCACCCUUCCAUUUCUUGAAAAAAUUUGGAAGAAGGCUUGAAAUUUCUCCUCCUUUCUUGUUAAAUAACAAGAUUUAGGAGCUUAGAAACCUUCUCCUCCUGCAGAAAAUUCCAGAUCUGCUGCUGCCUUCUCCUUCCUUUUGCCGCCGGUUGCUGCUCUUGGUGUGGGUGGCGAAAUUUCCAGUUUUUUUAGAAUUUCUCCUUCCAUGCCGCCGGCCUUCCCCCAAAUUGCAGCUCCGGCCUUGCUUGCUGGAUUCUGGUUCCUGAUCGUUCUGUUAGUUUAGCACUGAGAUCGAGUCUUCGGUUUUAUGCGAGUGAGGAAGUGAAACUAAGGACGGGAAAACCACGGGAAGUAACGAGUUAGAAGGCUAGCCAUUUCGAGAUUGACAUAGAUUUUAGAUAUAGAUAAUGAUCUUGUAAGCUAGAUUUUAUUUGGAGAUUUUAUGAUAUCAGAACAAAUUUUAAGAUUUUUAUCUUCAGAUUUUGUGGUAUCAGAUUGUGGUAUGAUAAGUUCCGAGUCUUGUGCAUUUGUGGGACCCUCUCAUGAGUGCACGGCGUCUGUCGCACCUCAAAUUUGGGUUUUGGGGCAUGACACAAAAACCCUUACUUAAAUACUAAAGUAUCACAAAAUUUAGGGAUAUUACAAAAACUUAGCAUACAAAAUUGAAGAUUGAGACGUCUUGCUUUGUUGAGCUUGAAUCACAUCAUCAACUAAAAGUUUGAGUUGUGGAAACAUAAGGUGUUGAGCUACUAAGAGUUCUUGAAGUUCCUUGAUUUGGGCUUCUUUUCAGCCAUAGGUUUGAAAAGGUCAUCUAGGUACUAGGUAUCACUUUAGUGACCAAGGCAGACAGGAAGGACUUGGAUGAUAAGGAAGGAUAGUCGGCACACCUUAACUUUGGAUCUUGCCUCGUUACGACGCCUCCUAAUGAACUGCCUCAGGAAGGACACCAACUUAGAAUUUGUCAUGCGCACCUUGACAUACGUUAGCAAGGAGGAUUGAUUUGAAAAUAUUUGAAUUUUUUGAGUUGCAAGAGGAGUAAUGCUUUGCUUUGAGUUCACCAUGUUUGGUAGGAUGUGAUGAAAUUUUUCUUGCAAUUGAACAAUGAGAGUAAAAGAUCUUCCUAGUG